GAUUGUGACAAUCGUUUCAACUUACCUUCGAAUUUUUAUGCCUCACUAUUCUCUUUUGUGUCUCAGGCCAUAUUUCUAGCAACAUUGCAGCCGCGAACUCACUUACUGUCCGCGACUUUUUGAUAUCAACUCCACCAAACAACCUCUCCUUAUAUCACAGUAUGCCAGUAUCGGAUCGCAACCCAUCGCAACCGACAAAUCAUCUCCCCUAAAGCACAACUAUGGUUUACUAUGCGUACAUCGAUGACAUCAGCGACGGCUCCUCCCCGCGAUACAUUGCUGUUUUCGCCAGCCGUGCAGUCGCCGAUGAGUGGUGGCGUGGCGUGUCCACUUCCACCAAUACGAAGUACUCGGACAGUAUCAGACGUGUUGCCCCCCAGUUCUUUACCCACGACGUCAGCAAAGCCAGCGCUGCCUCCUCCAUCACUGACACCCAAGUUGCAUCUAGUUUUUUUGGCAAAGUGUUUUUCAGGCUACUGCCGAGUGAUAUCGGAUUUAGUAUCAUUCCGAUUCUAGAUCUCGUGGAUCAUGUUAGCGGAAGCUUAUUUUUCAUCCGCUCCAAAGUCUCUCCUAACGAGUACUGGUACUGUCCUGGAUCGUCGACAGGCAACGUCACGCCUAACUCCAAAGUCUAUGUAUCAUGUACUGAGCGGACCCGCUUCCGGGUCCGCCUCAUCAACGAACGCAAGGACACUACAGGGACCAUCAUGAUUGGCUCUGACGACAUCGCUAUUACCUUAACUUUCACCAACCUAUCCAUCAGAGUCUCCCGCAGCGGCCAUUUGAUCGUUUCGAAAAACCCUGAGCUAGGGCUGAAGUUCAGUGACCUUGUGAACGGAUUCGGGGUGGCGACUCCCUUGCUGGACAACGAGGGUCAUCGCGAGAAUGUAAAGGAACUCUUCAAGACGGAUGAUGGGGAAGAGUGGGAACUCGCUUGAACUGGUGUCAUUUGAUGUUGACAAAGCACGCGAAGUUGGCUUUUACUCUUAUGAUAGAAGCUACGUCAACUCGUUCUGCAACUACAAAAGCAUGCCAGAUGAUGACAUCAUCUGGUAGGUAUUUCUGGCAGCCAUAAUCUCGUGAUGCUAAAAGCAAAUAUCUGGCUCAGCCAACGGGACUUUGAGUAACUUGACUUUAUU
This is a messenger RNA of Suillus plorans, 1139 nucleotides long. RefSeq lists its product as uncharacterized. The record is from RefSeq and is a predicted model, not a curated record. Bases 222 to 938 code for a protein of 238 amino acids. The transcript is spliced from 3 exons. Lineage: Eukaryota; Fungi; Basidiomycota; Agaricomycetes; Boletales; Suillaceae.